GUACAAUCACGUUAGCUGUGAUUUUUUCAUCGGUAUAUCAUAUAUACAAGAUAAAGAUUUUGUAUUUCGAUGCGUUUCUAAUUUGCUUUAUUUGCUCACUCGAAAUUAACGGAAGGAUUAUAAUUUGGUUUUAUUGCUUAUGCUUAUUAACUAGAUCCAAGUUUACGCUCGAUCACCGACAAGCUGAUGUUGACCGGCAAGCUGUGGAAGGAGUGAAGAAUACACGCACUUUGCAACAACUCGUGUCGACCGUGCGCUCUAGUGUGGCCUUGAAUUACAAUUCAUGAAGUUGUCAGUCGGCAGUUGGCAAAUUGUAAUCGAGUCAUUCCGUCAAUUAGGAUCACGGCGUUUCACGUUUGUGCGAUUGUUCAUUGGGAUGCAGUAUCCAGUGUCCGACGAAGCUUCUCGUUUGGCUUACUCUGUCACAUCACAAUGGAUACAUUAUUGCUUCCGUCGCCUUUCGUGCUAUUAUCGAGUGCUCUGGUCGUGAUCAGCGUUCUGAAAAUUAUCACUCUCCUGCAUCGUUUGUAUUUUUAUUGGAAAAAUAAGGGCCUACCUUACUUGCCAAAAUCAUUUUCAUCUCUUCUUAUGGAUUGGAAAUUGCUUUUUGGUUACAUCUCUUUCCCUGAAUAUUUUCAAUAUUUGUACAACUACUAUCCAGAUGCUAAAUAUGUUGGAGUGCUGGAUUUUUUCAAGCCUACCCUGCUUGUGCGUGAUCCCGAACUGAUUAAAGACAUCGUCGUGAAGAAUUUUGAACAUUUCUCGGAUCACCGUGACUUCAUUGACGAAAACGUAGAACCGUUGUUUAGCAAGAGCUUGUUUUUAUUGCGCGGCGAUCGUUGGAAGGAAAUGAGGACUACACUGACCCCCUCUUUCACAGCCAGCAAAAUGAAAUUUAUGUUCGAUUUACUAUCAAAAUGCUCUCGCGAUUUCGUCAACUAUUUGGAGGAUCAUCCGGAGCUUUGUCAUGAAAUCGAAACGAAGGAGGCCUUUAGCCGAUACACCACCGAUGUAAUUGCUACAGCAGCCUUUGGUAUAAGUGUGAAUUCUAUGAAAGAUCGAGACAAUGAAUUCUAUAUAAGAGGAGUAGAGGCUACUAAAAUUCUUACAAGACCACUAGUGAUAGUCAAGUUAAUAAUUUUACUCACGUGUCCUCGGCUUGCUAAAUUAAUUGGUUUGACUUUCUUUCCGUCGACUACGUACGAGUUUUUCAGGAAGAUUGUACGGGAAACAAUUAAAGCGCGAGAAGAACAAGGUAUCGUCAGACCGGACAUGAUCCAUUUGUUAAUGCAGUCUCGGGAUAAAGAAAGUAAUAGUGUACACAAAAUGUCAUUAGACGACAUCAUUUCGCAAGCUUUUAGCUUUUUCUUUGGAGGUUUCGACACCUCUUCGGCUCUGAUGUGUUUCGUUGCCCAAGAACUGGCGAUUAAUCAAGAUGUUCAGGAUCGUCUGCGCAAGGAGGUACAGCAGCAUCUUGCCGAAGGAAACGGUGAGAUUUCUUACGACUCGCUAAUGAAGAUGUCUUACAUGGACAUGGUGACUUCUGAGACUCUUAGAAAAUAUCCACCAACGGUUUUCCUUGAUAGACGUUGUGCUAAAAGAUACGAACUGCCUCCAUCGCAACCAGGCCGCAAGAAUAUAAUUAUUGAACCUGGCGAUCCGUUGAUAUUGCCUACUUAUGCUAUACAUUACGAUCCGAAGUAUUUUCCGAACCCGAAUAAAUUCGAUCCCGAAAGAUUCAGCGACGAAAACAAAGAUAAUAUAUUACCUUACACUUAUUUCCCAUUCGGUCAUGGUCCUAGAAAGUGUAUCGGCAAUCGAUUUGCUCUCAUGGCGACGAAGAUUCUGAUUGCUCAUCUUUUACAAAAGUUUACGUUUAAGACUGUGGAUAAAACUGUCGAACCAGUUGUAUUCGCUAGAAGAGAAUUUUCGUUGAAACCUAUUGGCGGAUUCUGGAUUAGCUUGGAGAAGAGAGAAAUGUAAAAAUCUUAUACCAGACAGUUUUUCUACAAUGUGUGUAGUUUGUUCGGAUGAAUUAUUACCGCAUUUCAAGAACUUUCAAUAUAUUUUACAUUACUAUGCAUAACAUAUGCUCAGAUAGAAUGGUAAAAUUAAGCUCUUUCUAACGAGAAAUAUAAAAAUUAAAUGUUAUGAUAAAUAUUGUGAUUUGCUUGUUUUUGAGUAAACUUAAUUAUGCUCGAGUAUUUUGAUGUCUUAAACAUAUAUUUUCCACAGAUUAACUGAUACUAAAAUAGAGGUGAUAUGAUUAAUACCUUAUAUGAGUUUAAACAUGGUUAUCGCGCAAAGUUUAUUGAACUUCUUGAGCUUAAUUCUUUUCUUCUUCAUACAGAUUAUAUUUAUUUGUUUAGUUAUCUUCAUAAUUUAACAGUAUAAACAUUAAACAAAGAUAUAAAUUAAGGAUUUAACUUAUUAUAUUUCUUAAGAAAGCGUAGAUAUAUAACAUAUGUAUGUAAAUCUCUAAAAUCAUAAUGUUUCGUACAAUAUCUUCAUUAAAAUUCUCAAAAAUUCAAUUGAAACGAAAAGUUAUCGUAUUUUGACUAUAUUAUUUGAUUAGUUAUAUAUGAUCACAGAAAAGAGACUUUAUAAAGGUAUAUACUAAAUAUACAGAAAAAAUAUAUUUUCCUUUCUCCUA
Messenger RNA from Wasmannia auropunctata (little fire ant), 2653 nucleotides. RefSeq names its product cytochrome P450 9e2-like. The record is from RefSeq and is a predicted model, not a curated record. Gene Ontology annotation, molecular function: oxidoreductase activity, acting on paired donors, with incorporation or reduction of molecular oxygen; heme binding; monooxygenase activity. The transcript has 2 exons. The coding region runs from base 433 to 1983 and encodes 516 amino acids. Lineage: Eukaryota; Metazoa; Arthropoda; Insecta; Hymenoptera; Formicidae.